Carya illinoinensis is the source of this 1202-nucleotide messenger RNA. Its product is annotated as protein YIF1B-like. Gene Ontology annotation, cellular component: Golgi membrane; endoplasmic reticulum membrane; COPII-coated ER to Golgi transport vesicle. The transcript is spliced from 5 exons. Gene Ontology annotation, biological process: endoplasmic reticulum to Golgi vesicle-mediated transport. Lineage: Eukaryota; Viridiplantae; Streptophyta; Magnoliopsida; Fagales; Juglandaceae. The record is from RefSeq and is a predicted model, not a curated record. The coding region runs from base 159 to 968 and encodes 269 amino acids.
UCCCCCACUCCAUUUAUUCACGCGCUCUCUUAUUACUUUCUCCUCUACGUUGAAACUUGACACACAGCCUUUCCGCGGACGCACCCAAAUCCAUCACGGGAAUACCCCCGGAAAACUCAGAUCUGCUACCCGGAAAACUCUCCUGAGUUUCCACCGAAAUGUACAACAAUGUUGGGGCCCAGCCUGGUGUGCCAGGACCACCAACAAACUCUCAGCCUAAUCCAUUUGGAAAUGCAUUUUAUGGAGCCGGUUCAGGUCUCAUCAGAGGUGGAUUGGGUGCAUAUGGAGAAAAAAUUUUAGGAUCGAGCUCUGAAUAUGUGCAAAGCAAUAUAAGCAGGUAUUUCUCAGAUCCCCAAUACUAUUUCCAAGUGAAUGACCACUAUGUGAGGAACAAAUUAAAGGUGGUUCUGUUUCCAUUCCUGCACAGGGGCCAUUGGACACGAAUUACGGAGCCAGUAGGGGGUAGGCUCUCAUAUAAACCCCCAAUUUAUGAUAUAAAUGCACCAGAUUUAUACAUUCCAUUUAUGGCAUUUGGUACCUACGUUGUUCUUGCUGGCUUCUCGUUGGGUCUUCAUGGAAAGUUUAGCCCAGAAGCUCUGAACUGGUUGUUCAUCAAGGGAUUGGUUGGGUGGUUUCUGCAAGUUGCACUUCUGAAAGUGACAUUGCUAUCAUUGGGUAGUGGGGAGGCACCCCUGCUGGACAUUGUGGCUUAUGCAGGGUAUACUUUCACAGGGAUGUGUUUGGCUGUUCUUGGUAAGGUAAUGUGGGGAUACUCGUACUAUUUUUUGAUGCCUUGGACCUGUUUAUGCAUGGGUAUCUUCUUGGUGAAAACGAUGAAGAGAGUCCUCUUUGCAGAGGUGAGGAGUUAUGAUUCGAGCAAGCACCACUAUCUCUUGCUCUUUAUAGCUCUGGCUCAAUUCCCACUUUUCAUAUGGCUUGGCAACAUUAGUGUUCAUUGGCUAAUGUAGAUGCUUCAUUUUAUGUAGUUAGAAAUGGUCUGUGUUCAUAGCACUUGUUAAAAUGUUGUAGGCAAUUUUCUUGAUUUUGUAUUGACUUACUGUGCUUCGCUCCCAGAAGAUUCAACAUUUAUAUAGUUUCCUUUCAGUGUGUUUUGUGUUUAAGGUGUUACAUUAUUACAUUGGAAGCAAUCAUAUGGGAGAGUAGAAUGGCAGAUAAUCAGAAAUUCAUUUAUGAACCAAAAA